AUGUCUUCAACACAAACCCUUCAAUCGGACGAUGUCGAUGCUUGGUCUGUAACCAGAGAAGGGUCCGAGUUACCUUUCGCUCAUCCUUCUUCAGUGUUCCAGCUAGCCGCCUGGCGUAGGCGCUACGAAUCGGUGCGUAUGAUCGACGGCAAAUAUCAGUUCAUAUACGUGGCUGGUUGCCCGUUGCAGCCCGUGUUCCCUUCAUCUUUCUUUUCUCCUCUUGACGUCUUCACCUUGGCGCUGGACUGGUGCUGGGUUCUCAACCGAACGCUGACAUUCUUUCCGACAAUUCCCAUCCCUCGCUCGCCGUCCCCCCUUGAACUCCGCAAGGCAAAACCUGAAAGAGUCGUCGAAGCGACUGAGACAAGCGAAAACCGGGAAAAGGGGGAAAGGCUGCCAAAAACGCCCCGAAGCUCCAAGGAAUCGCUCGCCGAGAGAAGAAAAGUUACGGUACGAAGACUUGUUGACGCCACGAUGGGCUUUAACUACAUGGCCUCCAUGAGGCCGUCGGAGAGGUCAAGAUGGACUCCCCUCACGCGUAUGCUGCUCUCGGGGGAGAUGACGCAGGAAAAACAGAAGGAAUUGUCAGCGAGGGAGAAGUUCGACCGAUGGAUGAUUAACGAGGGGUAUCGAAGAUUUUUCGUCUUCGUAUUUGUCCUCCUUCACGGGCUUGUCUUUGCUUUCGCAUGCGUCAACUUUGCGCUCAAAGACAACCUGCAAAUAGCGCGCGACACCUUUGGGCCGACCUUCGUCAUAGCUCGUUCGGCGGCACUGGUUCUUCACGUCGACGUAGCUCUCAUCCUCUUCCCCGUUUGCAGGACGUUCAUUUCGCUCGCUCGCCGCACUCCGCUGAACGGCAUCAUCCAGUUCGACAAGAACAUCACCUUCCACAAGGUCACCGCCUGGUCUAUCGUCUUCUUCUCAUGGGUCCACACCAUCGCGCACUGGGUCAACUUUGGCUUGAUUGCCGCGAAACACAACCUCGGAUUCUACGGCUGGCUCUUGGCCAAUCUGGCAUCCGGCCCAGGUUGGACGGGAUAUGUGAUGCUCAUUGCGCUCAUGGGCAUGGUGGUGACGUCGAUGGAGAAGCCGAGACGCGCCAAUUACGAACGGUUCUGGUACACUCAUCACAUGUUCAUCGUCUUCUUCUUCUUCUGGUCCUUCCACGGCGCGUUCUGCAUGAUCCAGCCCGACUUCGCCCCGUUCUGCGUCAGCGUCGGUAGCAGCGCCACUGGCGUCUUCUGGCAGUACUGGAUGUACGGUGGCUUCUGCUACCUGGCCGAACGUGUUGCUCGCGAAGUUCGGGGCAGGCACAGGACGUACAUUUCGAAGGUCAUCCAGCACCCCAGCAACGUGUGCGAAAUCCAGAUCAAGAAGGAGAACACGAAGACGAAGGCCGGCCAGUACAUCUUCUUGUGCUGUCCUGCAGUGUCCCUCUGGCAGUACCACCCGUUCACGUUGACGAGCGCGCCGGAGGAAGACUACAUCUCGGUCCACAUGCGCGUAGUGGGCGACUUCACCCGGUCUCUCUCGACCGCUCUCGGAUGCGAUUUCGACAAGAAGAAGGAUACCAGCAAGGUGGUCGGGGUGAACGGAGAUGGAAGCGACGUGGAUCCGGUUCUCCGUCGGGUGCUACCCCGAGUCUACGUCGACGGUCCGUUCGGUUCGGCGUCGGAAGACGUGUUCAAGUACGAGGUCUCGGUGCUCUGCGGCGCAGGCAUUGGCGUCACCCCGUUCGCGUCGAUUCUCAAGUCCAUCUGGUACCGGAUGAACUACCCGCAGAAGAAGACGCGGCUCAGCAAGGUGUACUUCUUCUGGAUUUGCCGCGAUUUCGGUUCGUUCGAAUGGUUCCGGUCGUUGCUCCUGGCGAUCGAGGCCCAGGAUGUCGACAACCGCAUCGAGAUCCACACGUACCUGACGGCCAAGAUCAAGGCGGAUGACGCCACGAACAUCAUGAUCAACGACGCCAAUGCCGACAAAGAUACCAUCACGGGUCUUCGGUCGCCUACCAACUUUGGACGGCCCAACUGGGACAUGAUCUUCCGGGGCAUCAGGAAGCUGCACGCGCCUGCCGAGGCUGGCGUCUUCUUUUGCGGGCCCAAGGGGUUGGGCAGCACAUUGCAUAUCUACUGUAACAAGUACAGCGAACCUGGACAGGGAGGGCGGCAUAUUCCUAUUUGGAUCCCACGGCCGAUUUCAUGCUCUCCCUCGUUGGGGGAGGGGGGCGCGGUUUUCCACCUCGAAUACACGCUCUCGAUGGGGCCACGCCUGCAGGCUUCGGGAAGCCUCGCAUUCUCACCCUCUCCCCAUUUCCACCGGACCAAUUUCUUCCCGUUGUCUUUCCUUGGGCCGGCCGAGGCCCAUGGGCGUGAGUGA
Messenger RNA from Sodiomyces alkalinus F11, 2376 nucleotides. RefSeq lists its product as hypothetical. Gene Ontology annotation, cellular component: NADPH oxidase complex; plasma membrane. Gene Ontology annotation, biological process: superoxide anion generation; defense response. The coding region runs from base 1 to 2376 and encodes 791 amino acids. Gene Ontology annotation, molecular function: superoxide-generating NAD(P)H oxidase activity. The record is from RefSeq and is a predicted model, not a curated record. NCBI's taxonomy places the organism in Eukaryota, Fungi, Ascomycota, Sordariomycetes, Glomerellales, Plectosphaerellaceae. The transcript is spliced from 9 exons.